CGCCCGCCAGCUCCGGCGGCCAGCAGCGGGAGACUCAGUGGCGCUCUGACCUCGUGAUGGCCGGCUACCUGCGGGUCGCACGCUCGCUCUGCAGAGCCUCGGGUUCGGGCCCAGCCUGGGCGCCGGCGGUGCUGACGACUCCCGCCUCGCAGGAGCAGCCGCGACGCCGUUAUGCUGACAAGAGGAUCAACGUGGCAAAGCCGGUGGUGGAGAUGGACGGGGAUGAGAUGACCCGCAUUAUCUGGCAGUUCAUCAAGGAAAAGCUCAUUCUGCCCCAUGUGGAUGUCCAGCUCAAGUAUUUUGACCUUGGGCUCCCAAAUCGUGACCAGACCAACGACCAGGUCACCAUCGACUCUGCAUUGGCCACCCAGAAGUACCAUGUGGCUGUCAAGUGUGCCACCAUCACCCCUGAUGAGGCCCGUGUGGAAGAGUUCAAACUGAAGAAGAUGUGGAAAAGUCCCAAUGGAACCAUCCGGAACAUCCUUGGGGGCACUGUCUUCCGCGAGCCCAUCAUCUGCAAAAACAUCCCCCGCCUCGUCCCUGGCUGGACCAAGCCCAUCACCAUUGGCAGGCACGCCCAUGGCGACCAGUACAAGGCCACAGACUUCGUGGCUGACCGUGCUGGCACGUUCAAGAUGGUCUUCACUCCGAAGGAUGGCAGCGGUGCCAAGGAAUGGGAGGUGUACAACUUCCCGGCGGGCGGCGUAGGCAUGGGCAUGUACAAUACAGACGAGUCCAUCUCAGGCUUUGCACACAGCUGCUUCCAGUACGCCAUCCAGAAGAAGUGGCCACUGUACAUGAGCACCAAGAACACCAUUCUGAAGGCCUAUGACGGACGCUUUAAGGACAUCUUCCAGGAGAUCUUUGACAAGCACUAUAAGACUGACUUCGACAAAAACAAGAUCUGGUAUGAGCACCGGCUCAUUGAUGACAUGGUGGCCCAGGUCCUCAAGUCUUCAGGCGGUUUCGUGUGGGCCUGCAAGAACUAUGAUGGAGACGUGCAGUCAGACAUCCUGGCUCAGGGCUUUGGCUCUCUUGGUCUGAUGACAUCUGUGCUGGUCUGCCCCGAUGGGAAGACCAUUGAGGCCGAGGCUGCUCAUGGGACAGUUACUCGCCACUAUAGGGAGCACCAGAAGGGCCGGCCUACCAGCACCAACCCCAUUGCCAGCAUCUUUGCAUGGACGCGUGGCCUGGAACACCGGGGGAAGCUGGAUGGGAACCAGGACCUCGUCAGGUUUGCCCAGACCCUGGAGAAAGUGUGUGUGGAGACGGUGGAGAGUGGAGCCAUGACCAAGGACCUGGCAGGCUGCAUUCAUGGUCUCAGCAAUGUGAAGCUGAAUGAACACUUCCUGAACACCUCAGACUUCCUGGACACCAUCAAGUCCAACCUGGACAGAGCCCUGGGCAGGCAGUAGGGGAGGCAUGGCCAGGCCGGAGUCACAUAGCCUGUAGGUCCUCUUGACUCGGUGGAGGUUGAAGCCUUUCUGGAGGACACUUUUUAUAACCAAGAUGUUUUUAAAAGUGUAUGUGUGUUUCCCUCAUGGUGACAUGAGGCCUGAAUGGUGUGUUUUACCUCAGUCGCCAGUGUCUUGCGUACUAUAAUUUAUACUGCCUUGAACACAUGGUGCCAUGUUUAGUUACUAAAAAGCUCUUCACAAAA
Nycticebus coucang (slow loris) is the source of this 1660-nucleotide messenger RNA. It is a transcript of the gene IDH2, whose product is annotated as isocitrate dehydrogenase (NADP(+)) 2. Gene Ontology annotation, cellular component: mitochondrion. Gene Ontology annotation, molecular function: magnesium ion binding; isocitrate dehydrogenase (NADP+) activity; NAD binding. The transcript has 11 exons. The coding region runs from base 57 to 1415 and encodes 452 amino acids. The record is from RefSeq and is a predicted model, not a curated record. NCBI's taxonomy places the organism in Eukaryota, Metazoa, Chordata, Mammalia, Primates, Lorisidae. Gene Ontology annotation, biological process: isocitrate metabolic process.